AUGUGAGAUUCGUGAAUCGUUCAAGUACUGGUCUUUUCCAACGCAUUGUCACUUUGAUGCAACACCGCUUAUUUCCGCACUCCUUCACAUCCUGUCCCCCUGUCUUUUCAUGUCGUCAAUGCUUAUGUACUCAGUGACAGCAUACUUUCUUUUGGGAGCCCUACCGAGGGAAAUUUCAGUCAGGUCUGGAUAUCCCGGUAUCUCAGAGAGGCUUUAUUUUCGUAAAAACGACGAUCAUUCUUAUACUUGUUCAUCUUCGCCAAUGGUUCCUAAGCUACAACGUGCUUUUCUCUCUACGUCAUUUCACAUACUGGCCUUGGACAUCGAAGAAAUGUUAUCAUCUCCCACAACUUGGACAGAUCGCAGAACCCUCGGGCAGGUUCCGUCCCUGUUUGCGUUUUCUUCUUUCAUCGUCACUUGCACAUUGACGAACACUUUUCUAGGGCGACAACUCCCGGGAUUUUGAAGUGGAAAAAAGUUACGCCAGUUCUUCCAUCGAUGUAAACAUUCGUUACUUUCUUUCUUAGUCUCCACUAUGUUAAAUGGG
Desarmillaria tabescens is the source of this 547-nucleotide messenger RNA. RefSeq lists its product as uncharacterized. The coding region runs from base 110 to 466 and encodes 118 amino acids. The record is from RefSeq and is a predicted model, not a curated record. The transcript is spliced from 3 exons. NCBI's taxonomy places the organism in Eukaryota, Fungi, Basidiomycota, Agaricomycetes, Agaricales, Physalacriaceae.